This is a messenger RNA of Daphnia pulex (common water flea), 991 nucleotides long. RefSeq names its product transcription initiation factor TFIID subunit 2-like. Gene Ontology annotation, biological process: transcription initiation at RNA polymerase II promoter. Gene Ontology annotation, cellular component: transcription factor TFIID complex. The transcript has 6 exons. Lineage: Eukaryota; Metazoa; Arthropoda; Branchiopoda; Diplostraca; Daphniidae. The coding region runs from base 33 to 626 and encodes 197 amino acids. Gene Ontology annotation, molecular function: chromatin binding; RNA polymerase II general transcription initiation factor activity; transcription cis-regulatory region binding. The record is from RefSeq and is a predicted model, not a curated record.
UCGUCGAAUAAGUUGGAAAAUUUCAAUGAAAAAUGGAUAAGAAAAUACCCAAGAUAAAGCGAGAUAAGGUGCCCGAAAGAGACAAUGAUGUGUCCAACUCGAGUUCCAUCAGAAUUACAGGACCUACUAUUCCUCAAAGACCAUACAAAUUAGCUCAUCCAAUAUUGAGCUUAACUGGAAUCAAUCUUCAAACAAAGAGUGUUAUUGAAUUUGUGGAGUUGACAUUAUUGCCCCAGAAAGAAUUCCGACAAGUCUUUCUGAAUGCAAAACAAUGCAGAAUAUAUAAAAUCACCCUGAACGAUAAUGUGGAAGUACAGUUUCAAUAUUUUGAUCCAACCCAAGAAAUCUGCUCAGAUUCCUCCACAAAAAGUCUUGAUGCUUUCACACCAGCACAUCAGGAAGCGGUAUCUUCCACUGAUCCUGAUGCAAAUUUGGGUGAACUUGUUAUCAGAAUACCUCCAGAAGCACAGCAUCUGAUGACAGAGGGCCGUUCAUUAAGAAUUGGUAUUGAAUUUUCUCUGCAACAAUUAACCUGCAGGUGGGCUUCAUUUUGUUGUGCCUGCUGGAGAAGGGACUUUAGCAGAGGUGUGUAUUCAAAAUUUUGUAUUGCAAAUUCAUGUACCUAAAAUAAUAAUCUAUCAUAGCGAUGCGCCCAUAUGUUUUCUUGUGGCUGGGAAAAUUCAGCACGAUUGUGGUUUCCUAGCAUCGAUUCGUAUUCAGAGGUUUGUACGUGGAAACUCGAGUUCACUGUAGAUGCUUCCAUGACUGCCAUCUCGUGUGGUGACUUGACGGAGGUAGUCUACACCCAUGACCUUCGACGGAAAACAUUUCACUACUUACUUUACAUGCCGACUGCGGCACCUAAUAUCGGACUUGGCGUUUGGACCAUUUGAAAUUUAUGGAUCCGUACAUGCAAGAAUUGACUCAUUUUUGCCUUCCUCCGCUGAUGCCUUUUCUGCGUUCAACAGCUCGUUACGUACACAACUUUUGA